Molecule: messenger RNA, 3681 nt
Organism: Didymosphaeria variabile
Lineage: Eukaryota; Fungi; Ascomycota; Dothideomycetes; Pleosporales; Didymosphaeriaceae
Exons: 2
Coding region: 1-3681 (1226 amino acids)
Source: RefSeq, a predicted model, not a curated record
AUGUCGCUCAACCUCCCCACGGGAUGUCCUAGGAUCCCAGACAGCGUGUCGCGAAACGAUCUCGUUGCUGUUGUCGUUGUGAAGCACGAUGAUGCUUACGAUGUUAAUCACAACUCGGCAUACGAACGCCGCGAAUUAUUCGAGAAGAAUUCUAUUACAGGCCGGAAUCAGUCCUGUGCGGCACAGAUAUACUUGCAUCGCCUUGCCAGUCAACCUAAAUACAGCUUCGGGAAAGGCUAUCUACCGGAGCAGGAGCCGGAGCCACAGCUCGAGUCUGAUUGCAAGUCUAAGUCUAAAUCGGAAACAGAUUUAGAUUCAUCUUUAGAGUCGGAAUCCGGAGAAGAAGUCGAUCAAGCGCGGCCGAUUCCUAUUUACGACGUCUACCUCCCAAUCCGCUCUGCCGUAAAGCAACUGUUCGAACUGAUGCCCGACGGCCCAGCUGGCUGCUGGCGGAUAGAAGCGACUUCCAUGGCUGUUGUGACAGUCGCUGGCGUGGAGAUUCAGAAGCCACAACCCCGAACGACCACGAAGAAGAAGAAGUCGAAGUCACUACGGUCUUUACCUCACGCAUUAUACUUAGACGCAUCGGUGAUGUCCGUGAUCACGUUUGGGAACAUAACGAUCAACUUGUGGCUUAUUCAGAGCCCAGUUGAGGUGUUACGGUCAGACCGUGACUUCAAGGCAAACAACCUUCAGAAAGAAUCGCAGAACGACUGGGCAAAGGACGCGUACAUUUGGGAUCUCCGCAAGAAACAGGUUUCAUUUAACUCGUGGCGGGUGACCCAACGAUUUACUGAAACGGUGGCGACAGCGAAGAUUUACAAACAUGCCAAUGGAAUAGGUGAUAGAGACCGGGAGAUGCUUAUGUUUAGCAAACAGAACACGCAUCACUCGAUCGUACACUAUCAACUGGCAGCGGAGCUUCAUGGUGUACCUGUUGCCAUCACCGACACACACGAAUCUAUGAUUUCCUUCGCAGCGAUGCAGCGUGACCUGCCUUCAAUGCAUCCCGGAGCCCGAUUCAAGCUCGCUGCAGCUAUUUUUAGACCGCUCUUCUCCGCUCUAGAAUGGUUGCACUACAACCGAAUCGUUCAUGGAUCCGUGACGCCGGCCAGUGUUCUAUUACAAGUGGUGGGCGGUCGAUUGUCGAAGCUGUUGCUCGUCGACUACUCAUAUGCCUACCUGGUUGACAUGGGAGAGAACAUGCCACAGGAAUUGAUGCGUCAUGAAAGCACCCAGGCAAUGGAUAUCAUCGAAACCUGCAGCAAUAUCUGGACUCUUCGUCAAAAGCCACUACCAGAAUGGAAACCUGAGCCGAUUAUGGCACAACUGGCUAGCCAGGCUGAACACCAUUUCGCCAUGGUCAAGCAAGCUUGCGAUGAUUUCUACUACCGGAAACCAGAGUCGUGGCAGAACAAAGCUCGAGCGAAGAUGUUGGAAAUGCUUGCUCUCAAGGAAAGGAAGUGGGAGCAAGCUAGAGAAGCCCAGGUCCGCAAUUCUAGAUUAUUGCAGGUUAGUGCAUUGACGCGAGCCGAUUUGCAAAAGAUUAUGCUAGAAUGGAAGCGGUUCAAGGCCAAUCGAUCUUACAACAUGGGCGAGACGACCGCGGGCCAGCCUGACAACGAGGACUAUGCAAUGAUCCUGACACUAGGUCAUGCAUACCUAGAUGAAUUGGCGAAUUCUAUAUGCAGCGCCAAGGUCUACCCACAGCUGCCUUUGCCACAUGAGAUCUGCAGCAGGUUGCGAUUUCUUGAGGGCGAAGAUCGCGAGCCCUGGCAAAUGUUCCGUGUUCAUCAAACGCAGGAGUUCAACGUACAGUCCAUCGGUAGGAAGUCUAAGGUCGUGCAGAUCGAGAGUCGAUCUUUGGCAGACUAUCUUGCAGCCUGCCUUGAGACGUACCCCUCUUUACGGAACGAGGCUUUGAGGCAGUACGACCUGGAAAUUGUACCAAACGGUGCUUGGCUUCUCCCAGAAUUUGUGGAAGCCUUCCAUGAGCGGCUGAAAAAGCGCAUACGACUUCCAUCCAACAUCAACUCGACAUUGGAAGCUCUUGGGAACGUCAAUGCCGAAGGGGUACUCGCCGUCCCCGAAAGCUACGACAUUUGCUACCAUAGGCCGUCGCAGAUGUUCAACAUUACCCAAAUGCAUCGGACUGCCACCCUCAGCCAAUUGAAUUCAGGUCUAAAUGACACCCGGAUCCGGUGCGAUAACUUCGUCGAGGUUCGCGGACAACCCAACCUCGAAGGUAACUUCGUACCUCUUCCCAUGCUUCCCAUGUUCGCGGAAGCGUUUCGGUACACGAUCGGCCAUCAACCAGAGCCUCGCCACGGUAAUUCUAUGCACGAUCCUUCUGACUUCAGUCGCAUGUCAUCGCGUAUAAUUUUGGCGCACCAAGGCCUGGUUGCGUUCGCUUCAAUGUCACAGACGCAGGACCAAGUCUCGCACUGCCCUAAAGAUGAAGAAGACUUCCAACGGUCAGAGAAGUUCCUGCACACGUACUUUGGCGAUAUGAAGGUAUUUCCAAAGGCUUCUGAUGGUAUGCACGAGUAUCCGCGACCCGCCCAUUGGGCUAAGUAUAAGACAGCCGAGGAACUGCAAGCAGGGGUGGAAGCCAGCAAGCACAAUUCACUGAAGUCAAUACCUGUGUCACCAGAGUCUCCCGGGAGCUCAUAUUCAUCCGGAAGUUUACCACCACUUUCUGUUUUAAUGGACCGCGACCCAGGAGCACCAUGCCACCUGGCCCAGGCAAUCCGUAAUAGAGCCAACGCCAUUGCCCAGGCCAGCAUCCCUUUCGAACGCCCAGUAGAAGACACGAAUCCAGACAGUGCUAUUGCACAACUCCAACGACGCGCAAACAAUGCGGCACAGUCCAAAGGCGUGACAAACUCGUUCCUACAGAAGAACCCCAAUAUCCUGCGCAAGCCGCAUGGGUACCUGGACGACCCAACCCAACCCUUCUACCCCGUUCAAUUCGAUCGGUCCGUAAGGGAGGAUAAUCAGGAGGUUAAAGGUAUGCGACAACGCUGGGAGUUGACACUAGACAAGAACGAAACGUGGGAGGGUGGAGCGGGUCUUGUGCGGCAUCCCCUUUGGGCUGAAGCUUCAGACGACGGGGUGUCACUGGAUUCCUCCGUUCGUCGCGAACUGGUAUUCGCAGACGCCCGCCUUCGAGCCGAGCCCACAGAGGUAGACGACGCCUCGGUGGACCAGAAGAUGGCGCCCGACACCGUCCUUGGCAACGCAAACAGCAUUUCGGACGAUUCAAGGAACCUUGUUGGCAAUCUGAAUGACUUGCCCUCAUUUCUUCCUCAAUCUGGUGUGGCAGUCGGUUCCUAUGAUCCCGCGUUCCUCCGGUACCCCUCGGCCGUCCGAGCCAUGGACAACCGCUCGUUCGAGAACUUGCCGAACUCUACAGUGGCGCACGUUCCGCAAGGAUUAUUCCGACGUGACGAAAAGCCGUCAAGCGCCCACUCUUUCUUCGAAGGACAGACGCGGAUGCGCCCAAAUGGUAUGUCGCGUGGGGAGCACCGCCGGCAGACCUUGACAGCCACUGAGCGGGCUUGGGCUGAGAGGUUCCCUGGGCGACAAUUGCCAACUGUGGAAGAGGAGAGUCUCCCGAAUACACAUGUGCCAGAGGACUGGGAGGGCGAUUCUAAGAUGACGGAUGUGGAUGAAGAAUGA